This is a messenger RNA of Eimeria tenella, 789 nucleotides long. RefSeq names its product nucleotide-binding protein, putative. Gene Ontology annotation, biological process: iron-sulfur cluster assembly. Bases 1 to 789 code for a protein of 262 amino acids. Gene Ontology annotation, cellular component: cytosol. The record is from RefSeq and is a predicted model, not a curated record. Gene Ontology annotation, molecular function: iron-sulfur cluster binding; ATP binding; ATP-dependent FeS chaperone activity. NCBI's taxonomy places the organism in Eukaryota, Apicomplexa, Conoidasida, Eucoccidiorida, Eimeriidae. The transcript is spliced from 5 exons.
AUGGCUGGCCUGGCUGCUGGCUGCGAAGGGUGCCCGGGGCGCAGCCUGUGUCUAGCAGCAAAGGGAGGCGCAGCAGCAGCAGCAGCAGCUUCUGCUGCAGCAGAGCCAGGAGCAGCAGCAGCAGCAGAAUCCGCGCAGCAGCAGCAGCAGCAGCAGCCAAAGAAUCCUGAAGUCGCUCAGAAGUUGAAAAACGUAAAAAAGAAAAUCAUCAUCCUCUCGGGGAAAGGAGGCGUCGGCAAGUCCACAGUGGCUUCACAGCUAGGGUGGACGUUGAACAGCGAGGGUUUGGCCGUGGGGCUGUGCGACCUGGACCUCUGCGGCCCUUCGCUGCCGCUGAUGCUGCAGCAGCAAGCAGCAGAAGUUUUCCAAAGUGCUGACGGCUGGGAGCCCGCCUUCGUCCGCCCAGACCUCUGCCUCAUGUCCAUAGGCACGCCCGAGGCGUUUCUGUUGCCGGAAGCCGACAGCGCAGUCAUCUGGCGAGGCCCCAAAAAGAAUUUAUUAAUUAAAUCCUUUUUGGCCAAUGUCAACUGGGGAGACCUCGACUUCCUCCUCGUGGACACACCCCCAGGGACUUCGGACGAGCACAUCUCUCUGGCGGCCCUUUUGGAAGCCGACGGGGCCCUCAUCGUCACAACUCCUCAAGAGGCGGCGCUGCAGGAUGUUCGCAAACAAAUCAACUUCUGCCGGAAGGUGAAGCUGCCAGUGCUGGGAGUGGUCGAAAAUAUGGCGGAGUCCCUUUUCGCCGAAGGGCCCAACAAAGGGGGCGCGCAGGUACCAGUGGCUAGCUAG